Coffea arabica (coffee) is the source of this 849-nucleotide messenger RNA. Its product is annotated as L10-interacting MYB domain-containing protein-like. Lineage: Eukaryota; Viridiplantae; Streptophyta; Magnoliopsida; Gentianales; Rubiaceae. The record is from RefSeq and is a predicted model, not a curated record.
AUGAAACGAGAGAAUUCUGUCAGGGCUAAUUGGAAAGACUCGGAAGUAUUCCGGCGAUUUAUAGAAUUAUGUUUGAUUGAAGCACGCCCUAAUAAUUACAGUGGAAGCAGUUUAAAAAAAGAAUGUUGGGAACGAAUUAGAUCAACUUUGAAAGCUGAAAAUAAGGGCGAUUUUACGCAAAGAAAAUUGAAGAAUGAAUGGGAUUAUUUGAAACAAAAAUAUAUAAUUUGGGCAAGACUCAUUGGUAACACAGGGAAUACUCAUUAUGACCCUGUUACCACUACCAUCAAUUGGACUUCAAAGCAAUGGGAAGAGUACUUAAAGGAUAAUCCCAAAGCAAGCAAAUUUUGUUUUAAUCCACUGGAAUAUCCAAAUGAAAUGAGGGCAUUAUUUGAUGGUAUUGUGGCUAGCGGAAAAAAUGUGUGGGGUCCAUCUAAAGAGGGAUUACCACAGGAUGGUCUUGAAUCUUGUUCACAGACAUGUAUCAAUUUGGAAACGGAAGAAAUUGAUAUGGCCUCUUCUUCAACUAAGAAAUCAAAACAGGAAAUCAAGAGUGAAGGCAAACAUCCAAAAAAAACCAAUGUUGAAAAACUACAUGAUGUUGAUAGUCAGUUGAUGAAUGUUAUUGAGAUCUUGGAAAAGUCAGAUGGACCAAGUAUUAAAGAUUGUAACGAGAUUUUAGACAAAAUGCAGGGUUUAACAGAAAUGGAUCCACUGUACCUUGCAGCUUCUAGUAUUUUUUGUGAAAGUAAAGCUUACAGAGAGCAAUGGAUCCAGAUAGCAGAAAAACAUGAAGACUUUAGAUUGAAUUGGAUUGCAAUGAAUGCAAGAAAGCUAGGUUUAUUUUGA